Messenger RNA from Durusdinium trenchii, 216 nucleotides. The record is from the annotation of a GenBank genome assembly. NCBI's taxonomy places the organism in Eukaryota, Dinophyceae, Suessiales, Symbiodiniaceae.
AUGAGUGGCUACAACACCGUCCAGGACGGGGAAAAUUCAUUGCUUCAUGCUGCGGUGCUGUCUGGGGAUGAGACCUUGGUCCAACGGCUCAUCACACAACGCGCGGAGCUGAACAAGGAGGAGGACGAUUCCACUCCUUUGUUCAAAGCUGUUGGCCUGGAUGACCCUGCCAUCGCCAUCGCCCUUCUUUCAGCUCGGGCACCUCGGAACCGUUAA